AAUAUCAUUUUAUCCGUGUGACUGUGCGCUGGGAGAUAUCUAUAUAUUUUCACCUCGAGUCUGACGCAAAACAGUCGUGUUCGCCGACCGACAAACACCACAAACUUGAAGUGAAAUAAUUGACCCGGCAAAAUUAUACGAUGUGCAUUCACAACUAGAAAAUUGACUGUAUUGUUAUGAAGUGUUGUUGAGCUAAAUAUUGCAAUUUAUUUUGUGAAAACGGACGUUAGUGAUCAGUUAAAAUGACUGUGCCGCCGGUCCCGCAGUUAGUGACGGAACUCAAAAUCACGCAAGAUGAUCAGCCCGCAAAAUGCUCCGUUAAAUCCUGGUGGUGCACUUCAUGGCGAGGAAUCAUAUCAGAGUUACUUUCCACCAUGCUGCUGGUACUAUUCGGUUGCAUGACAUGCUUACCUAUCGAAGGAAUCAACACUGCGAUAUACCCGCCAUUUGGAUUUGGGUUCGUAGUCAUGUUAAAUAUUCAGAUUUUUGGACACAUAUCUGGAGCCUACAUGAACCCGGCGAUAACUUUAGCAGCAGUUAUUUGGGGAAGUGUUCCUAUUACAGUUGGAGCAAUUUACGUAGCAGUUGAAUGUAUCGGGGCUGUUUUGGGAUAUGGAAUAUUGAUGGCACUGUCUCCAAUGGAUUUGGCAGCAUCGAGCGUGUGUGUAUCGAUACCCUACGCAGGUUUGAAUGACCUUCAGUCACUGUUUAUUGAAGUAUUUCUGACAGCGACGCUCACUUUCGUAAACUGUGGUGUUUGGGACCCAGUGAACGCGAGCAAACAAGAUAGUGCUCCGAUAAAGUUUGGUUUGACGAUCGUUGGACUCUCGCUUGUUGGAGGUCCGUUGACUGGCGCGAGCAUGAACCCGGCCAGGACUCUGGCGCCCGCAGUCUGGACCAGUGUCUGGGCCCACCAGUGGAUAUACUGGAUUGGACCAUUCGUUGGGAGUGUUUUCGCAGUUAUCAUUUAUAAGAACAUCUUUUUAAGGAAACGCCAAGGUGAAUAAAGUUCAUCAACGACUAAAGUGGAACUUUCGUGCGUUGCUUAUAUUCGUCCAUAGUGAGUUAAAUUUAAGUAAAAUGGGUAUGUGAUUCUGAUAAUACUGCAAUCUUUCUUGACAACAAAAGAUUCGUAAACUAAUGAUUGUAUAAUUGUUAUUAAGAUUUAAUGAUAAAAUAAUCGCUAUGGUUAGUCGCUUUGAAAUAUAAUACUCUUGUAUUUGAUAAGUUUAUCUAUAUAUAAGUAUAUUAUUAUGUACAUUGUACAUUAUACUUCAUGAAUAAUUAUUUAUAAUCCGUGAUGACUGGGUUUUUACGGACCCGAGAACAGUUUGUAUGUAAACUUAAUUUUUUACCGGUUUCCGUGUGAUGAGGUAAAUAUCCAGUUGGCUUAUUAAACACUGAGUGUUAGGUUCAGCAAAAUUUUAAUUAAGAAAACUUGAAAUCAUGCAAUUAAGUAGUUAGUUGGCUUUUCCUUGUGGCUUAAAUGCCUUUAGUGUCAAAACUAUACAAAACCUAUUGGAUUGAAACGUAACACUGCGGAAAUAUUUCGUAGCAAAUAUAUGUUAAAAUAUUUAUUUGGGU
Molecule: messenger RNA, 1584 nt
Organism: Helicoverpa armigera (cotton bollworm)
Lineage: Eukaryota; Metazoa; Arthropoda; Insecta; Lepidoptera; Noctuidae
Product: aquaporin
Exons: 1
Coding region: 243-1007 (254 amino acids)
Biological process (GO): transmembrane transport
Cellular component (GO): plasma membrane
Molecular function (GO): channel activity
Source: RefSeq, a predicted model, not a curated record